CCUUUGUCCCUCUGUGUGCAGGUGAAUGGGGCGUGGAGGAACCUUCCCUGCCAGGUGGGCAGUCGCGUCCUGGUUUUCCGCAGGGGGUGGGACACCAUCGUGAGCUGUGCCUUUGGCCUGGAAGUGGCCUUCGAUGGGGGCAGCCACCUGGUGCUGGUCCUGCCCAAGAGCUAUGCAGGACGAGUGGCCGGUCUCUGCGCGAAUUAUGAUGGAGACCCGGCCAACGACCUGCUCCCCGCACUGGGACACCUCCCGGCCUCUGGCCUGUCCAGUACCCUGGCCCUGGUCCGCAGCUGCCGUGUGGGGAUGGUCCAGGGCUGCAGAGAAGAGGCCGAUGACAAUUGGAAGCACGCCAUUGGCCAAUGCCGGGGGGACAUCAGAGGCUGUCACAGUCUCAUAGCGCAGGACGGACCCUUCCAGCUGUGCCAUCGGAGGCUGCACCCCCAGGGCUACUUUGAAGACUGCGUCCAGGAUGCCUGCCUCAUUCCCAGGAGGGGGGCCUGCCCCAUCAUUGCAGACUAUGCUGCUGCCUGCCAGGAGGAGGGGAUCCUCAUCUACCCAUGGAGGACUUCAGACUUUUGCCCCCCGCCAUGCCCGGCUCGCUCCCACUAUGAGCUGUGUGGGCCAGCUUGCCCAGUCACCUGCGGAAGCCUCUCGGGACCCGCAGGCUGCCAGGCCAGACGGUGUCGAGAGGGAUGUGUGUGUGACACCGGCUUUGUGCUGAGCGGGGCAGCCUGUGUGCCCCUGCACCAGUGUGGCUGCCUCCUCUCUGGCCGCUACUACGAGCCGGGCCUCCAGCUCCCGGGGGUUUGGGCGGAGCCGUGCAGAAACCCCUGCAUCUGCCAGGCUGGAGGCCAUGUAUUCUGCCCCUGUAAGGCCCCCCAGGCCGCCCCUGACCCUGCAGUCUCCAGCCCGGGGCUCUGCCUGAUCACUGGAGGCUCGCAUUGCCGGACCUUUGACGGCAGCAUCUUCCAACUCGGUGGGCACUGCUCCUACCCCCUGGCCAGCACAGCCCCCAACUGCCCAGCGAGCCUCCCGCCCUUCUCAGUGCUGAUGGAUAACGGGCCCUACGGGGCUGCCAUCAACCACAUCACCCUCGCUGCGGCUGGACGCCGCUUUGGUCUCGAUCGCAGGGACUGGGGCUAUGUGACGGUGGAUGGAGUGCGACGCUGUCUCCCAUUUGGGCUUCCUGGUGGGGGGGUCCGCGCCUUCAUACAGGGGUCCUCGAUGGUGCUCGUGACCCAGGGAGGGCCCCGCCUGGUCCUGAGCCAGGGCCCCCACCUCAGCCUGGCUCUGCCUGCUGCUUAUCAGGGCCACACGCUGGGGCUGUGUGGGAAUUACAAUGGCAAUGGGGCAGACGACCUCGCGUCCUUGGGUCUAGACCCCAGCUUCCGGCCCUGCCCUCGGCCCCAGCCCUGCCCCGGUCCCAGCUGCCCUGCCAUGGGGGAGGCUGCCAGUGCCCCAUUCCAGGGGCCCGACUCCUGUGGGCUCCUGCUGGCAGCCAAGGGCCCGUUUGCCCCCUGCCACAGGGCUUUGCCCCCAGAACCCUUUUUCCAAAGCUGCCUGGAGGAUGUCCUCCGGGGCCGGGGAAGCCACAGCGUCCUGUGCAGCUGCCUCAGGAGCUACGUGGCUGCCUGCCAGGAGGCAGGGGCCCAGGUGCUGCCCUGGAGGAGCUCGGAGCUUUGCUACAUGCACUGUCCCCGGAAUAGCCACUACAGCCUGUGUGCAGACCCCUGCCCGGCUGCCUGCCCGGGCCUCCAAGCCCUCGUCCGGACCCCGGGCCGGUGCGCCGAGGGCUGCCAGUGUGACCCGGGCUACUUCCCAGCGGCUGGGACCUGCGUCCCCCUGAAGAACUGCCCCUGCUUCCACCGGGGCCUCUACUUCUCGCCCGGCCAGAUGGUCCUCACUGACCAGUGCACAUCCGCCUGCUCCUGCCGGCCUGGGGAGGGGGUCUUCUGUGUCCCCUACCGCUGCCCCAUGGGGCGCUUCUGCAGCAUCAGCAAUGGGAUCCUUGGCUGCGCUGGCCCAGGUGACCUCGGUGAUCGUUCCCUUGGGGGGCUCCCAGGGUCUGUGCCGGGGCCCGGAGGCGUGGUGCCGGUCUGAAAGAGCGGCUCCCCCCACGACGCUGGCGGCCCCCUUCAGAGUGGGGCCUCAGGGCAGGGAGCCUUCCAUUCGUCACAGUUGUAACCCGGCACCCAGCCUGGCAUCUGCGCUAAGCCCUUAAUAAAUGCUCCACGAUUAUCUGGUUGGUUGAUUAACUAGC
Messenger RNA from Sarcophilus harrisii (Tasmanian devil), 2263 nucleotides. RefSeq names its product IgGFc-binding protein-like. The annotation marks the transcript as partial. The transcript has 5 exons. The record is from RefSeq and is a predicted model, not a curated record. Lineage: Eukaryota; Metazoa; Chordata; Mammalia; Dasyuromorphia; Dasyuridae.